Messenger RNA from Acanthosepion pharaonis, 606 nucleotides. NCBI's taxonomy places the organism in Eukaryota, Metazoa, Mollusca, Cephalopoda, Sepiida, Sepiidae. The record is from the annotation of a GenBank genome assembly.
AUGAAUGGUCUUCAAGUGGCAUCCCUGAGCGUGUCUGUCAAAUCUGCAAAUAACGUCGAGACAACUUAUUGGCGUCUUUCCGGAAACCAAGGACCUAAUUGGCAUCAUGGGCAAGUACCACUUCCGGCUGCGAAGGAAGACUUCCAGAUUGUCAUUGACGGCAGUGUGGGAGGGAAGUUUGGUGAUAUUGCUGUUGAUGAUCUUUACGUGAGGGAGAAAGGGUGUGGCUUUUCGCCAAGAAAAGCUGCUGUCUACGUUCCUACCGUGACGCCCCCGCUUGUCAUAACGACCACAAACCCCCCAAUCAUUUCGGAGGCCCGUGUCUUCCACCAGACGGAAUCCAGAGGUCCGUGUCUAUCACCAGCCGGAAUCCAGAGGCCCAGGUCUCCUACCAGCUGGAAUACUGAGACCCGGGUCUCCCACCAGCCGGAAUCCAGAGACUCAGGUCUCCCACCAGCCGGAAUCCAGAGAGCCGGGUCUCCCACCAGCCGGAAUCUAGAGAGCCGGGUCUCCCACCAGCCGGAAUUCAGAGAGCCGGGUCUCCCACCAGCCGGAAUCCAGAGACCCGGGUCUCCCACCGGACGGAAUCCAGCGGCUGGGACUUGA